AUGGAGAACGAUACGCGCCCCGUCCCGGGCAGGCCAGCCCCCUACGGCCAGGCAUGUAUCCACUGUGUCAAGGCGAAGUGCAAGUGCAUAUCUCGUGCCAAUACUGGCUGCGAGAGAUGUUCCCGGCGAGGUCUAGAAUGCCGCCCUUCCGACGGGGUACGCAAGCGUAACACGAGAAAAGCAACGUCGGCCAAUAGAACGUCUCAAUUGGAAGAAAGAUUGAACGACUUGGUGACUCUACUAAGAUCACAGCAAUCAAUACCUGGGUCUUCAGUCAAGGAGCCUGUGCCCAGUUCUCAACCCUCUCAUUAUGCAUCAGCAUCUACUUGGUCCCCAUCACGUGGGCCGGACGCCUACCUCACACCGUCCACCGCCAUCAGUUCGACGUCACAUGUCGACUGCAACCAGUCGUCGUUGAUAUAUGACGAUGAACUGUCUCCAUUUGAGGCUGAAAAAGUCCUGCAGACGUUCCGAAAUGACUACCUAAAGUUUUUCCCCUUUGUGUGGAUCAAGCCGGAUGCGACUGCUCAAGAACUGCAGCGCUACCGGCCUUUCCUCUGGCUUAAUAUCCGCACUGUCUGUGAAAAGUCGACGGCAAAAAUGCAUAUUCUUGGAGACCGGGCACGCGAAAUAUUUGCAAGAAAGGUGUUGGUAGAACUUGAGAGAGACAUGGACACACUUCUUGGCCUCAUGGUGUACCUCGGAUGGUCAACCUAUCAAUCCCGUGGGAAAGGGUUUCUGGCUCGUUAUGCGAAUAUCGCCAACUCCUUGAUUCAAGACCUUCGACUCGACCAGUCCCCUUCAACCAACUGCCAUAGUAAUUGCUGGGUUACGGUUUCUAAGAUUCCAGUUGUCCCUGAACAAACUAACGAACAACGGAGAGUAUUGAUUGCCAACUUUAUCCUUUGUUCCACGAUCUCCUUUUUCCUCAGGCUUGAUGUUGUUCGAUGGAAUCCCUAUAUGGAACAGAGUCUUGAAAGACUGGCUGCACAGCCCGAGUACGAAGGAGACGAGGUCCUUGUGGCCAUAGCACGUGCGAAACUGAUCGUGGAGGAAGUCGCCAAUGCCUCCUGGCGGCGUACAGACUACGAAGCAUCGGGUCCGCCAUUGCGGUACGUGAAGCCGUUACGCAACAGGUUGGAGCAACUUAGGAAAUCGCUUUCUCCUGAGGUGGCUCAGAACAAGAUCGUCAUGUCUCAUCUCAAUAACGCCGAGGUUCUCAUCUACGAAAUUGCAAUCUUUCAUCCCACGUCACCAAUCACAAUGCCUAACCCUAGCUCCACGUAUUCCGCUAUACCCAUUCCACCCCUGAACCUGCUACCCGAUCACCCAGAACCAACAUUGAGCGCACCAUUCAAACCGGUGGAUAUAUGUCGUCUCGAAAACCUGCACAACUGUCUACAGUCAGUUAAAGUCAGUCUCUCGAGCUACUUCGGCUUUACGGCGCAGGAAUACGUGACAUUUCCAUUCGCAGCUAUGUGCCAUCUUUCACACUCGGUGCAAGUGCUUUAUCGACUUUCAACGCUCGAGGAGCCGGACUGGGACCGAGCCGCCGUCCGCAGAGAGGCUGAUAUCAUUGCGGUUCUCAACGAAGUCGCAGAUAAGAUGGGUCAGGUCGCCUCAGCAGCAGGUCUCAUUAGCGAUCCGUCGUUGCCAUGCGGCGAUAUAUUUUCUAGGGGCGCAGGGACCUUGAGAACUACGGCGUCGAUAUGGGCCGCAGCGUUGGCACAACAAGACGAGACAACUGGCAUUGAAGCAACUCAGCUCCCACCUGCAGAUGGCUGCAAUGACAUGGGAGAAAACCCGACCGACUCCAUACCCAUACUUGAUUUUGAGAAUGAUCCUUGGCUCACUGACCUCUUCGCUUCUUGGGAAGGUGCUCCGUGA
Messenger RNA from Neoarthrinium moseri, 1887 nucleotides. RefSeq lists its product as uncharacterized. Gene Ontology annotation, biological process: regulation of DNA-templated transcription. Bases 1 to 1887 code for a protein of 628 amino acids. Gene Ontology annotation, molecular function: zinc ion binding; DNA-binding transcription factor activity, RNA polymerase II-specific; transcription cis-regulatory region binding. Gene Ontology annotation, cellular component: nucleus. Lineage: Eukaryota; Fungi; Ascomycota; Sordariomycetes; Amphisphaeriales; Apiosporaceae. The record is from RefSeq and is a predicted model, not a curated record. The transcript is spliced from 5 exons.